Macrobrachium nipponense is the source of this 4024-nucleotide messenger RNA. RefSeq names its product synaptobrevin homolog YKT6-like (gene Ykt6). The transcript has 6 exons. The record is from RefSeq and is a predicted model, not a curated record. The coding region runs from base 333 to 932 and encodes 199 amino acids. NCBI's taxonomy places the organism in Eukaryota, Metazoa, Arthropoda, Malacostraca, Decapoda, Palaemonidae. Gene Ontology annotation, biological process: endoplasmic reticulum to Golgi vesicle-mediated transport. Gene Ontology annotation, cellular component: Golgi apparatus. Gene Ontology annotation, molecular function: SNAP receptor activity.
AAACUUAUAAUAAUUUCGUGAGGAUCAGCUGGUGCUGAAGUGUCAAGAAUAAGGUAACCUCUCAGUAGUGACAGAACGAAGGAUUUCAAAGAGAUUAUUUCAAACCCGUUAAUUUUGGGAUAGCGUGCGUUCCUUUAGGUUUCAUCACAACUUCCAUAGUAGUUGUGGGACCAAGAUCAAGAGAGACAAUGUCUACCCAAUUGGGUGGGGUCACCUCCCACCUGGGGUAACUUGUAGACAAUAACCUAUCUUAGAGGUACCUGCUCAUUACGGCAACUCACCUGAUGAUGCAGCACUAAGGAGAUACCAUAUAGUGAUUGCACCUAUUCAGAAUGGUGAAGUUGUUUGCAGUUAGUGUUUUGUACAAAGGUACAGAGAGUGCUCAUCUUCUCAAAGCAGCUUAUGAUCUACAACAGUUUGGAUUUUUUCAGCGUGGAUCAGUGCAAGAAUUCAUGACUUUUACAAGCAAGAUUAUCACAGAAAGGUGUAAUGCUUGUUCACGGCAGUCUGUUAAAGAACAAGAAUAUAUGUGUCAUGUUUACGUGCGCUCGGACAACCUAGCAGGAGUUGUGAUUUCUGAUCAUGAAUAUCAGUAUCGAGUAGCACACAAUAUGAUAAAUAAGGUUUUAGAUGAUUUCACUGCUAAAGUUCCAUCACAUUUAUGGCCAACAACAGAUGAAGGUAAUAUCCCUUAUGCGGAGUUACCGGUUACUCUGGCAAGAUGGCAGAAUCCAAGAGAAGCAGAUUCUCUCACACGUGUUCAAGAGGAGGUAGAAGAAACAAAAAUCAUAUUGCACAAUACUAUUGAGGCUGUGUUGGAACGGGGAGAGAAAUUAGAUGACUUAGUUAGUAAGUCAGAAAUGCUAAGUAUGCAGUCUAAAACUUUCUAUAAGACUGCUCGUAAAACAAAUUCAUGUUGCACCUUUGGAUAACAGGUCGUACAAUAUGUGUUUUGGAAUGGACCUGAAUAUACUGUAAAAUUAGCUGAAAGGGAAAAAGUAUCAUCGUCUUGUAUUUGCCUAUGGUAUAUAAUACAAAGAAAUCUCCAUAAAUAAUGAAGAAUUUGUGUUGGCCCUUGUGAAUAAGGUAGUUUUUUAUGUGUAGUACUGAAAAGCCCAAGUGUUAUGAUUUUUGUAAUUACCUCAUUUGCAUAAGAAAAAAAUUAAGUGUAAAGUAGAUAUAUUAAUUUUACAUAUCAGCAUAACACGAGACUUGUUAAAAUUAGGGCUACAGUGAGCUAUUUUGACUCUGACCUUGAAAAAUAUUUUCCUCUAUUAGGAGUCAUCUCAGAAUUGUUUUAUUAACAGGACAUGAUAAGGCAAAAACAUUAAAAUUUUUAUGAACAAAAUUGUUAAUACAGCUCCAUUUAAUCUGUAUCUGUUUUAGAAGUCGGUCUGUUAAUUUGUAAGUAGGUAUAUUUAUUAUCAUCAGUCUGAAGGAGUUGAUAUUAGUAUUGGUGGGAUGAAUUAAGAUGCAUUUAGUACAGAGAGCAAGUUAGACACUUAAAAAAUGUUUGGAGACACAGCUUGAUGGCCAAUUAAUUUGUGGUAUGGUAUAUGGUACUGUUUCCAGGUGAAAAUAUUUUCUAUUUUUUGACGUUUUUGAAUAAUUUCUUGUGAUUGCAUCUUAUUUUUAAGUUUUGUUAUUUAUAUACUGCACAUGUGAAUUGCAAGUUGUAAUAGGGGUAAAUUUUUCAGAGGAAAAUAGCAAUCAUUAUCUUUAGCAUUUAAGAAUUCAAGGCCCCAAAACAGUUACAGUUGUAUCCAAAAGUUACAGAGAUUGAGGAAGCUGAAAUUGAAAUCCUGUAACUUAGGCUAGUGUUCAUACUUGAAAAAGUCUAUACAUAAUUAGUCUAAAAUGCUUGAUGACAAAUAUUUUUUGCUUAUUGAUGUAUACACAUUAAAUGUCUUAACAAGUAUUUGCAUAUUUUAAGAAGUGCUUAUGCACUUCCUGAAAUGUAAGAGAGGCCAUGCGGAGACAUUUUAAAAUAUGCAUCAUACAUACUAUUUCAGUAUGUUUUUUUAAAUAUUUUCUUUGGAAGUAAAUUGUUCAAUAGUAUUUACAAAGUACCAUACCUCACAGAAAAACCACUGAAUAUUUAAUUUUUCAAAGUUUUUUUCAUAUUUUUAUGGAUGAAAACACUGAUGGACAAGAGUAACCAAACCUCUUCAUAUUGGUUCAUGGAAACUGAUAAUAUAAAGCAUGGAAGAGUCUUGUCGGCUCAUAUGCAGUAGUCACAGUAUUUUUCUUAGCCUUAUAAGAUUAAAAUUUGGAGAAAAAGUUUCAGCCAUGUACAGGAAGUGAAUUUCCUGUGCAUUACUGUAGAAAUAAAUGCAACAUAUUGGUGGUAUGCAUUCUUUAAGGUGCUAAUCAUUCAUACCUACUGUUUGUUCUUUAAAAUGUUAUUUAGAAAGUGUGGUUCCAUUUUAUAUACCUUGUUUAUGAACUCAACAGAUAUGAGAAGUGAAUUGGUAUCCUAAUUCUAACUUGAAAAUACAGAUAUAUUACUAUAUUGACUUCCACUAUUUGAGAAAAGAAAUUACCCAAAAACGAUAAGUACGUACUCUUUAUUUUGAAAGCCACAUAUUUCACCCACAUUUUUGUUCAAUAGUAGGAGCUUAUUAAUGAUUUGCAUAUCUAAAGCUAGUCAUUUGAUAAGCAAGAUGUUAAAAUGUAUAUUUUUAUGUAUUAUAAAACAAUUUCAUUAAUGUUGGCAGUGGCAGGUCAUUUCAUUUUACUGGCUUUCCAUUUUGUGUUGUUUAAAUGCCCCUUUAUAUGUCUUAUAUCCUAUUUGAAGGUAAUCAUUCCAACCAUUUGUAUACAUACUACACUGCUUUCCUGAAGUCCCAGAUGUGACUCUAUUAGGUAAAGUCACACCAUGCUUUUUUUUUUCUUUUGAUUAAGUUAAAACUGGUCAGUGUUAGAGAAACUUUCCUUGUGUAUUGUGGAAUUAUGAAGUCAGAUCUAACCGAAUGACCUCAACAGGGCUUCCAAAUUAGAGAACAUUAUUUUAAUUUUGUUUAUUCUGCUCUUGAUAUGUACUGUUUAUUACUUUUUGGAAAUGAAUUAAUUUAACAUGCUGUUUUGUGUUUUCCCCUUGUUAUGUGUUUAGAAAAUUUUUGAAUUACUGAAGAUUUCAAUUUUACUCCAGACCCUGUUAUUAUCGGUUAGAUUUUUGUUGUCUCUCACUGUUCUCUGCUUUUUAGGAUAGUAUGUUUGAAAUGGAACAAAAAUUCUGUCAUAUUUUUAGGAUACUCAUGGGAAUAUCAUUAUUUUGAAUGGUUGAUUACUUUGCUAGCUUAGCAGUCAGCCACACAUUUUUGUACUUGUUAUCCAUGACUGAGUAUUAUGUAAAUUCUAAAUUGUAGAGCGGAAUGUGGUCAUUUAGUACUAUAUGUUGAUAUGCUCAAAAACUUCUUUGAUAUUUUAAGUGCAAUGAUUCGUCAAGGUGUUCUUUAUUUUAUAGAACUGGCAUCCUUGUUGAAAUUUGUUUUUUUCUUUCUGGUUUCCAUACAGUAUGCAUGUUAAUCGGUGGUUAUAAAGAUGCCUUUUAUGUUCAUCCCUCUUAAUUUUAUUUGUACUUUUUUCAUCUUUAUUAAGUGACAGAAAAAUAGCUUUUAUAAUUGUCUUCUCAGUAUCUGUUUGCAUGGAAGGACUAUAGUAUAUAUAUACAUCUUCCUUUAAAUAAUUAAUUUCUUUAUAAUUGUCUUUUCACAAAAAUGAAAGAAUUUUUUCCCCCAGAAAACUAAAUUACCCUUUGUUUGUGUAUGGCAUCUUAACACCCCCAGUCUUUUUAGGUUAUUGUACCAAAAUACUUUCCAAAAGUUGUCAUGGUACUUAUAAUUCUGUGGUCAAGAAGACUAUAAGUCUUGAACUGUGUCAGUUGAACAUUGUAUUGCAUUAUUGCUAUUAUUUUACAGUAUGCUUGACACAUCCCUUGUCAAAGCUGGCUUUAAUAUCUAUUCAAGCUAGUAAGAUUUUGUUUUAUUAAGCAUAUGCUAUUUUUGAAUAAAUUGCAUGAGAA